AUCAAUCCGGCUAAUGUUCUUUCAUUAACCCCUCGUCAAAAUCCUGGGUUGUCCCAAAAUAAUGCAGUAAGAACUAAGAAGUAAAUUCUGGUCUUAGAAAUUAGGCAGAAAGAUGAAGCUGAAGCAAUUAGAGGGUCUCCUCGGAAAUCUUGAUCAGUUUGCUUCACCAAAGAUUGAACUUGAACAAUACCCAACUGGCCCUCAUAUUGCUUCUCGAAUGUUAUACACUGCAGAGAAUUCAUUUGGAGAUGUAAGUGAUAAGGUGGUGGCUGAUUUUGGUUGUGGGUGUGGCACAUUAGGAAUUGCUGCUGCUCUUCUGGGCGCAGAUCAUGUUAUAGGUUUUGAUGUGGACGCUGAAUCCCUUGAAAUUGCAUACUUAAAUGCAGAAGAUCUAGAGCUGGAUAUGAAUUUUGUUCAAUGUGAUAUCCGGAACUUAGGAUGCCGAGGGAAAACCGUUGAUACAGUUGUGAUGAACCCUCCUUUUGGAACCCGCAAUAAGGGAGCUGACAUGGACUUUCUGUCUGUAGCUUUGAAGGUCGCUUCUCAAGCAGUAUAUUCUUUGCAUAAAACAACAACAAGAGAUCAUGUGGGAAAGACAGCCUUGCGAGACUAUAAUGCUAAAAGUGCUGAGGUGUUGUGUGAGCUUCGAUAUGAUGUCCCACAACUGUACAAGUUCCAUAAAAAAAAAGAGGUUGAUAUUGCAGUAGACCUCUGGCGAUUUGUGCCCACACCAGCAGCUGGAAAUGGUGUUUAACGUUGCAGAUGGUCGUGAUUUCUUCAAAUCUUUUGCCAACAGAAUUUGGCAUGAAUCAAGUUUCAGAAACUGUUCUCUUGUAAAGAGGAAUUUUGACUCAUCAACUGUCAAGUCAGGCAACUAGAUAAUAUACACAUUAUCCUCUGUAAAAUACUUUAAUACUUAGUCUGACACAAUUGAAAGCUAGUAAGCUACACAAUGCUAUUUAUUCUUUCUUAGAGAUUCCCUGAAAUUAUUUAUGUAAUACUUGAAUAUUACUAGUUUCUGAAAUUAUUAUUUUAUGAUCGUGAUUAUGUAAGAUCAGAUUUUAGUUAUUGAGAUUAA
This is a messenger RNA of Chenopodium quinoa (quinoa), 1078 nucleotides long. Its product is annotated as methyltransferase-like protein 5. Gene Ontology annotation, biological process: rRNA methylation. Bases 113 to 754 code for a protein of 213 amino acids. NCBI's taxonomy places the organism in Eukaryota, Viridiplantae, Streptophyta, Magnoliopsida, Caryophyllales, Amaranthaceae. Gene Ontology annotation, molecular function: rRNA (adenine-N6-)-methyltransferase activity; nucleic acid binding. The transcript has 9 exons. The record is from RefSeq and is a predicted model, not a curated record.